AUGGAGAACGUCUCCUCGCACAAACACUUCAUUCUUGAUGGUUUCAACGAACUCGGAGCUCUGAGGCCCGUCCUCUUCAUCCCAUUUUCCAUCAUGUUCGUUGUGUCGUUGUCAGCCAACUCCCUGCUGCUGUAUGUUGUCAUUUCUCAGAGGAGCCUCCACUCACCGAUGUGCAUCCUCAUCGCCAGCAUGGCGUUUGUGGACCUGAGCCUGCCAGUGUUCAUCGUCCCUCACAUGCUGCUGAGCUUCCUGUUCAACUGGAGGGGAAUCUCUCUGCUCGGCUGCCUGGUUCAGAUGCACUUCAUUCAUUUUGUCGGAGCUUUUCAGUCCACACUGCUGGUAUGGAUGGCCAUAGACCGCUACUUUGCCAUCUGCACACCACUUUACUACCAUGAAUGCAUGGCUUUACCAAGAUUCCUCAAGUUCAUAAUCCCACUUGUGGUCAGAAAUGUCAUCCUGAUCACACUGUUUGUGAGUCUGGCGGGAUCAUUAUCAUUCUGUCACAGAAAUGUGAUCCAACACUGUUUCUGUGAGCACAUGGCCUUGGUGGAGCUGGCUUGUGGAAGUACAGCCAUUAACAGCCUCAGUGGGUUAAUGGCUCUGUUUUUUAUCCCUGUAGCAGAUGUCAUUUUCACCUUUGCCUCGUAUGUGGUGAUAUUCAGUUCUGUGCUCAAGUCCCGCAGGUCAGGAGUCAAAGCGCUCCACACCUGCGUCACUCACAUUGUGGUCAUCACUGUCAGCGUGACCAAUGCACUUGUGGCUUUCCUGUCAUAUCGGAUCAGAAAUCUUCUUCCGGUGGCUGUUCGGAUUUUCUUUAGCACCAUGUACCUGCUGUUCCCGAGCUGUUUCAACCCAAUAAUUUAUGGUGUCAGAACCACUGAGAUCAGACAGCACAUUGUGAAGAUCUUUAAAAAUCUGUAA
Messenger RNA from Scatophagus argus, 921 nucleotides. Its product is annotated as olfactory receptor 52E4-like. Gene Ontology annotation, cellular component: membrane. The transcript has a single exon. The coding region runs from base 1 to 921 and encodes 306 amino acids. Lineage: Eukaryota; Metazoa; Chordata; Actinopteri; Scatophagidae. The record is from RefSeq and is a predicted model, not a curated record. Gene Ontology annotation, biological process: G protein-coupled receptor signaling pathway. Gene Ontology annotation, molecular function: G protein-coupled receptor activity; olfactory receptor activity.